AUGGAGUGGCUUAUCAGAUAUGGAGGGAAUGCUGAGAAAGUUCCUGAUUAUGAUUGCGGACCUGAAGAUAAGAGACCCGGACGUAAAGACUACGCCCUGGGUACAUUAUUCAUUACGUAUGGAAUUACAGCUGUGAUUAUUUACAUACUAGACUUGAUGGUUAUGGUAAGGAAACAACAUCGCUCUCUUUCCUGCUACAAAAUUAUGAUAGCGCUAGGAAUAUGCGACAUGGCAGCGUUGUCACUGAAUUCCUUAUUGACCGGAUAUUUUUGGAUCAUAGGUGCUAAUUAUUGCACACACCCUACGUUAAUGUUUAUUACUGGCUCGCUUGCACUUGGGUUAUGGUGUGGCGCAUGUAUGAUUUGCUUUGUUUUGGUGAUCAAUCGUCUGCUGGAUAUAUGGAAUAGAGAACUGAUGCAAAAGGCACGUUUUUUUCCUUAAUU
This is a messenger RNA of Strongylus vulgaris, 443 nucleotides long. The record is from the annotation of a GenBank genome assembly. NCBI's taxonomy places the organism in Eukaryota, Metazoa, Nematoda, Chromadorea, Rhabditida, Strongylidae.